Cyprinodon tularosa is the source of this 1572-nucleotide messenger RNA. RefSeq names its product dystrobrevin binding protein 1b (gene dtnbp1b). Gene Ontology annotation, biological process: platelet dense granule organization; regulation of synaptic vesicle exocytosis; anterograde synaptic vesicle transport. The coding region runs from base 63 to 734 and encodes 223 amino acids. The transcript has 4 exons. The record is from RefSeq and is a predicted model, not a curated record. Lineage: Eukaryota; Metazoa; Chordata; Actinopteri; Cyprinodontiformes; Cyprinodontidae. Gene Ontology annotation, cellular component: BLOC-1 complex; cytoplasm; synaptic vesicle membrane.
GAACAGACAACGUGAGCAGACGAAGUUAAACAUACUGUACUGUUUACUUCCUUUUUUUCCUGAUGGCUGGAAAUAAUGCAGCACCCACCACAUCACGCACAACCUCAGUGGAGCUGGAUGCAGAGCACUCACAGAAAGUCCCUGGAGCUGAACAGGGAGGGGUGCCAACGCCCCAGGUGAAGCUGAAAGAGAGACAGAAGUUCUUUGAGGAGGCAUUUCAACAAGACAUGGAGCAGUACCUGUCUACGGGUUACCUGCAGAUCACCGAGAGGAGAGAGCCAAUAGGCAGCAUGUCAUCCAUGGAGGUGAACGUGGACAUGCUGGAGCAGAUGGAUCUGAUGGACAUGUCUGAUCAUGAGGCUUUGGAUGUGUUCCUGCACUCUGGGGGAGAGGACAACAGCGCCGCCUCACCCGUCACAGGUCCAGAUGUGGAGUCCUUUACAACCGAGAUCAGCCUACAGGUUCCCACCCAGGCCGAACUCCGACACAAGCUUUCAUCGUUGUCAUCCACCUGCACAGAUUCAGCCAGCCAGGACACUGAGGCCGGGGAGGAUGAUGAGGAGGAGGAGGAGGCAGAGCAGGGAGGAGGGGGUGUUGUAGGAGGAGGAAGGAGAAGAAAGGCCCCUGUAGUAGUGACCCUGGAUGAAGAGGAGGUCCAUCCAGACACUGCACUAGUAGAGAGAGAGGAUGAUCAGAGCAAUCGAGACUGUGAGGAGAGGAGGCAGAAGGUUUGAGGAAAGUUGGACUCGGUUUGAAGGGUAAACCCUCACAGCUGCCAAAUCAAACUUAGAUAUAUAUUCUAUUCUAUGGCUCUUUUUCCCAAGAAAAUGUUCAUUUCCUGCACAAGGUAACACUGAGGUUGCACUAACUGCCACAUAAACUUGCCUUAAGAGACCAGUUCAAUCUGAUUUAAUAUUUUUAAAGAGGUUUUUGCCCCCCAUCCAAAAAAUACUCAGUACAAACUGAAAUGGUUCAGGCUAUUUCAGAGAACCGAAUCAACAAGUUGUUGGAAUUUCAAUGCAUAAACUUUUUAACUAUUGCAUACCUUGUUUUAGUAAAUCAAUUAGAAAACUCCUACAGACUAAAGACCAGAAGAUUUAAAGAAAAAAAUCAAUCUCCAUCACAUAAAUGCCAUCUACUAAACGAUAUCUCUACUGUCAGAGUAUGUGCUCAGUAUUCCGUCUGGGUAUAUUUUGCACCAAUUAUUGUAUCAGUGGCAUGGAUGGAGAUUCGUCUGGGGGAUUUAGAAGAUCCUUUUAAAGUUGCAAUUUAUAAAUGUUCUGCUGCAGUUUUUCCUUCCACUAAAUGUUAUUUGCUUGGAUCCAGCACUAUUUAAACCAUUACCAUAUCUAUCAAUUAUAUUGAGAGAGACAGAGAGGGAGGGGGGUUGGUUGGGGGUCAAAACAUUUCUGUGUGAAAUACAGGUUUGUAUUGGUCUUAUCUAAUAUUACAAUCUUCAGAAGUUCUAUUUUGGGUUUUCAUUAGCUGUAAAUAAUAGUGAGGACAGUAGUAAACAAAAUUAAUAUCUCUCUAAAGGAAACUAUAUUAUAGUUCAACAUAAUACUAAUUUUU